GUAUGUAAACGGCUUUUCACGUUCUCCCAAACCAGAAGCAGCAGUACAAGGUUGACCGACUCAUGUUGUGUUGCUCCUGAGUGCUUUUCUGUACAUUUAGGAGUGAAGAUACAGACUGUGUUUGGUUAAGAAGUCGACAGCUGGUGAGUGAAAACAUUUAUUCCCGUUUAAGUUGUUAAAUGACGCAGUUUGUCACGGAUUAAACCAUGUCAGUGUUGUGUAAGUUGGUGGUAACUUUUCAAUGUUUACCACACAGACCAGGCCUACGAGAGAAAAGUGAAACUAAAAUUUAACAUAUUUAAAAGCAACUAUUGACAUUUUUAUAGAGCUUAAGUGUGUCUGUGGUUUACUAUUGUAGCUUUAAUGUAACAUACACUUACAAAUUGUAGUAUUAUGGAGUUAUCAAAUUGUACUCAUCCCUGAAUGGUUAUUUUGUAUUUCUAAAACCGUACAUCUCAUUUGUGACGGUCAAUCAGGAAGUCAUUGUGUAAAAGUGAAAAAAGACCUGAAUGUGUGUUUUUUUUAAUGCUGUCCCUUCUCACUAAUAUGAUUCAUCUAUCAUGUGACCUGCUGAUAAGAUCAUUCUGUUUCUGUGGCUCUACAUACAUGCUGAAGCUCUGACUCAGAUGGUGAAGGCUGCAGUAAUCAGUUUCAACACUUUAUCGCAUGAUUUAAAGUGAACUGGAGUCAGAAAUUCCACAUUUCAUAACUGUAGUAUGUUAAAAAAUUGAAAAAUAUUCCAUGUGUUGCUUGCUUUAAAAAGUGGCUAAACUGGGGCGUUGACACAUUUAAUUGAGUUGUAAUAGUUUGUCUGACUCAGUAGCUUACCUUACUUUCGGCGCUGUCUGCGGUAAAAUGUGUGUAAGCGUCACAACAAAGCAGUUGUCUGUCUGCAGUGAAAUUGGUUGACUACAUUUGCUACAGGGGUAAUAGUGGGAUCUUUACUGUCUUGGUGUGUGCUGCAGAAAUAAAUGUUAAGUGAACAGAAACCCAUAAAAAAUCCUGUUAGAAACUUAAUGUGCAUCUACUUAAACCUCAUACAUUGUCUGCUGUGCUUUCAUUUAAAUCCCUUGUUAUUUCACUGUGUAAAGCGGCACAAAAACUAAGCGUGUUCAUAACCUGUUCUCUCAGGUCCUUGACUUCAAAUCCCAGUGUUCCUCUCGGCAUCAUGGCGUCCGGAGGCCCCAUGAUGAACGGCGACCUCUCUCGCUCCCCAAGUCAGUUUGGCACCCUGGAGGAAACCCUGCAGCAGAUGAACAUCCUCAUCCAGGAGAACAGGGACCUGAAAGGUGAGUGCUGUUGUGCAAAGUGUAGUAUUAGUAUUUGAGCUCUUUAUUGGCUUUUUUAAAUAAUGAAAGAAGACUGGUCUAGACCUCUUUGGUGCUCUUCAGAAGUCUUGACUGGGUGGACUUCAGGAGGUCACGACUUCCACAAUCUGCAUUGAUUCGUUGUUCUCUCCUCUCAGAGGCCCUGCGUCAGACCAACCUGACAAUGAAGGAGAGGUUCGAGGGUCUGUCUGCGUGGCGGGAGAAGCAACGUGAAGAGAAGGACUUCCUGGAGAGCCGGCUGGAGGAGGCCCGCACUCGUAUGGAGACCCUGACUCUCCAAAACCAGGAGCUCAACAAGAGGCUGGGGGAGGAGGGGUCCACAGGGGGAGGAGGCUCAGUGGUGAGACUUCUUUUUAUGAGUAACAUUUUUAAUGUACGUCACUGUGGUAAUAGCUUUCUACAGCUAAUUAUACGUGUUAUGAUGUAACCUCCAGAUGGCGUCGUCCAGUCAGAACGCAGAGCUGGAUGCCCUACGUGCCCAGGUUUCUCGCCUGCAGGCUGAGAAGAACGACCUGGUGGCCAUGAACUCUGAGCUGCAGCUAAGGGCUGAACAGGACUCGAAGGAGGACUCCUUCAUCGAGAUCAUCAAAGUCACGGUACAGAGUAACACAGACACGUUAUUGCACUGUGAAUACUUAUGCACUAAAGGGAGACUGUACUUCAAACUGUAGGACAUUAAAUGUUAUUGCGAUAUAAAUAUGAUUGCACGUAGGAUUUCACUGUGUUUCUCUUCUCAGGAUGGAGGUGUGGACAGUGUGAAUGAUGCUUGUGGAUCAGAGCUCAGCAGACGUCUCGACCUGAGCAUGACGGCGUCCAGGCUGGGCAACGAGGAGCAGACCGUCAGCCAGCUCCUCCAAUCCCUGAGGAAUGAGACGCAGCGAGCCGAGAGGCUGCAGGCCGAGCUGCAGACCUCUGCUUCAAGGUAAGUUUAGAGAAAACGUUCCCACUGUCUUUUCAUUUUAGUCCCUUUGUUUUAAUUUUGGUGUUUGCUACAGUGUUUUGUUUCCAAGAGCUUACAUUUUCAACUUGAAAAAUUCGAAACCAUUUAUCCAACAGGAUUAGAGAGCUGAUGGAGCGGAAGAGCAACGUAGAGGACUCAACACAAACCACUCAAGCAGAGACCAAGGAGGAUUCUGGCAAAGAGGAGGUAUGUCUUAGUCUGUGGAAAAUGAUGAUGUAUAUCCAUUUAUUUCCAGACUGCCACUCUCUGUUAUCAUUUCACUGGUUUUGUGUUCUUCCUGUAAUGUCUGUGUGUCAUCAUGGAAAUGUUUCAGGCGGCGUCUGAGGUGGAGAAUCUGAAGUCUCAGAUGAUGACUCUGUUCAAAGAGCUGCAGCAGGCUCAGAGCAAACUGGAUGAAGCAGAAGGCAUGAAGAAGAACCUGCAGGACAGGUUAGGCCCUUACGUUUAUAGAACACCUCUGCCCAUUGCGGGGAAUCCCUAACCUCCCAAAACAAACACCGAAGAUUUUUUGGUGCCGCAUUUUGACAUGUGUAUGAUUCGUUUUCUCACUGUGUGUAGAUGUCGGGAGGUGGAGCAGGACGUGGCCACUCUGAAGGCCCAGCUGGUGGAGAAACAGGCCGUGCAGUCGGAGAACAACCGGCUGAAGCUGCAGCUGGACAGCAUGCAGGCCGAGAGCCAAUUGGAGCAGAGGAAGGCUGGAGAGGAGAGGUCAGAGCAGACCGAUUCACAUAUAAAACAUUCACAGUUAAUGAGUUAUUUUAAAGGAAGGAUGGGUGAAAAUAGUGAAAAAUCUUAUCAAGGAAUUUGGUCAAUAUUGAUCUUCAUUACAAAAUACAGAUUUUGAUGAAUACCCUCAUAAUUUUGUAGAUCUGGAAGGUUUUUUAUUUAAGGACUGAUGUGUCGUUUAUUAACAUAGAUUUAAGUUUUUAUUUAUCCAACAUUUCUAAAACUGUGCACUUGUUUGUCAAAUAUGAGUAAAAACAAACCAACUAGUUUACAAAAACACAAAAAUAAGCAGCAUCAAAAUCGUUGUAUUUAGACAGAUCCUUGGAGAGGUCUGAAGAGCUGAGCUGCAGCUAAAUUAAGCCAAGUUUGUUUCCAAGAUGCUCAUAAUAAUCUGCACAGAUUAGACAUUUUUGAAGGUAUAUUUGGGGCAUCAUUGCCUUUACUCGAUAAGACACCUGAAAAGAGACAGGAAAUAUGGAAGGGUUUGCAAAGGGUUGCAGCCAGGAGUCAAAUAAAGGACUACUGCAAGGACUAUAGCCUCUGUGUAUGGGAUGCAUGUGAAAACCUCAGGCCAACCUGUAACCCAGAGAUUAAAAUAUUUUGUGAAUCAUAAAAAGCCUGUUUACUAAACCAGUAAAUAUGCUUCCCCACAGGAACAACCUGGCCCAGCUGAAGGAUGCCUACACCAAAUUGUUUGAAGACUACAACGAGCUCAAAGAGGAGAAGAAGAAAAGAGAGGUCUGUCAAAGAGCAAGUCUUUUGCGAUCACCAAAAUCAAUCCUGCUGAUUUCCUCUCAUCCAGUUCAGAUAAAAAUAUUAUAACAGCUAAGACAUGAGAAGCAGAUGUGUUUGACUUUCCCCCCUCUGGUCCCUGCAGUCUCAGCUGGUGCAGAAAGAGGUGGUGGAGCAGCUACAGCAGCAGUUGGCUGCUGCAGAAGAAGCCCUGGCUGCCAAGCAGACCCGCAUUGAUGAAAUGAAGCAGGAGAUCUAUCGGAAGGAGAAGGAGCUGGAGCAGAUAUCGGUCUUCCAGGCUCAGGUCAGCGAGAGGAGAAAUGUUUUGACAACAUAGCAGCACGACUCCCUUCAGCCUCAGAGCUGUCAUUGUAGGUUUUUGUUGUGUCACGCAGGCAGAGGUCUACUCCUCGGACUUUUAUGCAGAGCGAACAGCGAGGGAGAAACUCCAUGAAGAGAGAGAGCGUCUGGCUGUUCAGCUGGAGUAUGUGAAGAAGCAGAACGCCCAUCUGCAGGAAGAGAUGGAGUCACUGGGCCGGUAUGGCUUUUGAUUGAAAUCCAAGUCUGUUGUUUAGACAGUGACACCACAACAAAGGAAAAUAUGCUGCCAAUUAAAAAAAUAUUAUUCUUAAGAAUCAAUAAAAUGUUAUUUAGAGGAGUGGAAUUAGAGCAAGGACUUCAUCUUUAGCAUGCCGCUUUUCUUUUCCUUUCCUGGAACAUUUUUAUCUUUCACCACAGGCGGUCGCUGAAUGAAAUGCAGAUGAGACACGGGGGUGCAAGUAUACACGGAGCUGGCGCUAGUCUGGUUGGAAGAGGUACCUCUACUUUUUGUAUGCUAUGAAUUUAAUGUUAGAGAACUAUCAAACCUCUCAGCAAACAAUGAACCUCAUAAACUUAUUUCCCAUAAUGAUUAAAAGUUCUUUGUGAUGUGUGACGUCAAGUUUAGCUUCCUUCGGUAUGUUUUUGACUCUUAGGUACUGACUGGCAUCAGGGGAGCAUUCCAGAGCACGCCUGCCCCAAGUGCAACGAAAUCCUUCCAGACCUGGACACCCUGCAGAUUCACAUCAUGGACUGCAUCAACUAGACAUCCAUUAUAACAAGCAUUCAUGUCAGCAGCAGCUAAAUUUGCACCAUAAUCUGAGUCUUCCUCUGCUUACCUGUACCUCCUCUCAGAUACCUAAGAUGACACUCCAUAGUUCCACGAUUAACUCAGUGAAAUUCCAUCAAAGUUGGAAAAACUUCAGUUUGAAUAUACAGUCUGGAAGCUAUUGUGAGGCUUUGUAGAAAGUAAGUACAAGUGUUGGAAUUAUUUGUACAAGAAUAGACAAAUGUAAGAGAGCGCAUCUGUCUGCAGGUUUCAGCUCAUGUCAUCAGGCACAUAGUUUGUUUUUAGCUGUAACAAACAAUACGAUUCAGAAUUCCUUCCAAGGCGAAACAAGUCAGGGAUAUGAAAACAGAAACUGCACCAAAACUUUUCUAAGAUUUCAGUCAUGUUCUGUCUUCCUGUCUGCAUACUUUAGAGAAGUCCAGUCUUGACAAGUUCAAUCUGUUUACAGAGUAUUUGGUUAUUUUAGUUGCUUUGCAAUAAUUUUAAAAGUUUAAAAAAAAUCUUUUUAUUUUUUCUAGGAGAGGAUACUUUAGUCCAUGAUUGAUUUUUUUUCUGUUGAAGGAAAAGAAAAAAUAAGCAUGCACCAUUUAGGCACUUUAUUAUAAACAUGAAUAUAUUUUAGUUUGACUCUGCUGACGAUAUCAGGAAGUAAGAACAAAUUGUAUUUAACUUGUUUAACAGCCUAUCACUGUAAGCAACUGCCUUUGUAUGUGCAGGGGGGCGUCAUGCUCAGCUGAUUCUGUAGUCUGCAGGUUAUAAAUCAUUCUGAUUACAUGUUGUAGUUAUGUGAAUAAAAAUUUUAAAAAUCAA
Xyrichtys novacula (pearly razorfish) is the source of this 5665-nucleotide messenger RNA. The record is from the annotation of a GenBank genome assembly. NCBI's taxonomy places the organism in Eukaryota, Metazoa, Chordata, Actinopteri, Labriformes, Labridae.